Lucilia sericata (common green bottle fly) is the source of this 8329-nucleotide messenger RNA. Its product is annotated as transcription factor SPT20 homolog. Gene Ontology annotation, cellular component: nucleus; chromocenter. NCBI's taxonomy places the organism in Eukaryota, Metazoa, Arthropoda, Insecta, Diptera, Calliphoridae. The record is from RefSeq and is a predicted model, not a curated record. The transcript has 9 exons. Bases 216 to 6674 code for a protein of 2152 amino acids. Gene Ontology annotation, molecular function: DNA binding; chromatin binding.
AAAGAAAACAAUUGUUUUUUUUAUUUUAUUAAAUGAAACAAAUAAUAAAAUAAAGCUAACGAAUUAAUUAAUUAAUUAUCUUUAAACAAAUUUGUGUCAAAUACAUUUUGUAUAUAUUGUUUGUGUAUCUUCAUCUCUUAUAUCUUCAACAUAUACGAAAAUUCAAGAUAAUUUUCUCCAAAAUUCAAUUCAAUAAUACAAAAAACUAAAACAAAAUGGCUGCUACUAGUGCUGGUCAUAUACAGCCACAACAACAGCAUCAACCCACACAACAGCAACAACAAAAAAUGAAUACAGCAGCUGCCACAAUGAAUGGUAAUAUAAAUAGAAAUACGCCACAGCAGCAGCAACAACAACAGCAACAACAGCAGCCACAAAUACAUAAUUUACAACAGCAGCAACAUGUAAUGCAACAAUAUGCUUUAAAACAGCAACAACAGCAGCAUAAUUACAAUAUGCAACAACAUAUGCAUCAACAGCAAAUGAUGCAGCAGCAGCAACAACAACAGCAUAUACAUCAACAACAAAUGCAACAGCAACAACAAAUGCAUUUAAAAAUGCAACAACAGCAAAUGUUUCAAAAUCAAACGUCGCAAGAUUCAUCAACAAAUAUGAUGCCUUGUCAAAACUAUAUGACACCCAUGCCACAAACUCAAAAUAAAUUUGCUGGCAACUCUUACAACAAUAAUGCAACGGCUCAAAUGCCGUCACAUUAUCAAAAUCAAUUUUCCAAUAAUCAAAGAUCUAUGCAACAAAAUGGCAACUUACCAACUGGCUUGGUAAAUGGUAACAGUGCCAAUACUAGCAACAUGAAUAGUCGAGCAACUUGCAUACCACCCAAUGUGGUAGCUCCCUCAGCUAAUCAAAAUAUUUAUCCACAUCAAAGUAAUAAUCACAAUAAUAAUGGCAACAUGAUGCAGCAACAUAAUCAUAACAAUAAUAUGAUAACACAACAGCAACAACAACAAAACUCAUCUUCAGCACAUUAUAACCAACAACAACAUCAGCAGCAGCAGCAGCAACAACAAACACAAAAGUUGCAACAAAUGCCAACACAAACAGAUUUGAAAAAUGUCAAUCACAUUAAUGCUCGUCAUCAAUUACAAACUAUGCAUACAAAUACUAAGCAACAUGUUGCUAAUAACGAUAAUAACAAUUGUAAUACUAAUUGUAAUGCUAAUUGCAAUACAAAUAUAUCCCAUAAUCAUUUCAAUGCAAAUGGAUUAAAUUCAAAUGGUUUAAAUUCCAGCAACAUUAACGCCAACAACAAUCACAAUCAUUCAAUGUUAUCGGGAGUUAAGGCAAAUAUACCACAUGGUUGGCGUCGUCUUACCAACAAUAACAAUGAAAUAGUUUACAUAAGUCCAACUGGUUCUACUUUGCGUUCACCAUUUCAAAUAAAGGAUUACUUAUUGUCACCGGGUACCUGUAAAUGUGGUCUACCAUGUCCAUUGCAACCAGAAUAUUUCUUCGAUUUCAAUGUUCAGGUUCCUAAUACGCCACUAACAAUGCCAGCAUACCAAAAUAAUAAUAAUAAUGACUUUAAUGUCUCCACAUCAAACUCCUCAAUAACAACACAGUCUACAACAUCGACGUCGUCAUUACAAUCCUCUUGUUCUUUGCAACAAUCUGCGCUAACGACGUCUACAGCGCCAUCUGGUGCAUUUGUUGUACCACCCAUGGAGACAUCAUCGUCAUCCUCAACAUCAUCGUCAUCAUCCUCAUUAUCCUCGUCCUCAUCAUUAUGUUCAACAGCAACAAUACCGUCAGCUACUUCACCGUCAUCUUUAACAUGUUUGCAUCUAAAACGUUUUCUCGAUUGUCAACAAAUACAUGCACAUCCCAUGGAGUCGUUUAAUAAAGAUGCCAAACGUAGAAAAGUUGCCAACACAGAGUCUAUACUUGAUAAUAACAAUGCCAAUACAACAUUUUCCCCCGCCACAACAACAACAACAUCAUCCACAACAGAUUCAAAAUCAAUAUUUACUUCAGAUGUCAGUGGUUCUGGUGGACAGCAACAAACUAGUCAUAAUUCAACAUUUAAAAUGCUGCCACCCCUGCAGCAACAACAACAACAGCAGGAGCAGCACCAACAACAGUUGUCAAAUCAUCAUCAACAACAACUGCAGCAACAACAGCAACAACAACAAUAUAUGAUAACAAAUCCCACUUACAAUAACAAUGGCAUGAUGGAAAGUGCUAAUAAAACAUGGCCCAAAGAUGAUAGAAUGUUACCAACGCCGGCAGCAUCAGCCGCAUUAACACAACAUGAAUCAGCAGCUUCAUCGCACAUGAUGAAUAGUGACAGUGAAAAUAUACAAUGGUCAUCGAAUUUGUGUAAUAAACCACAACUUACAUGUCAUACAAAGCAACAGCAGCAACAACUAACAACAACGUCAGCAGCUGAUACCAAUAAUAAAGAACACCAACAGCAUCAGAGACAGCAAAUGGAUCACACAUCAUUGUAUAAAGAUGACCUCAAUGGUUAUUUACAGCAACAAACGACAUUGGUACACAAUUCAAUGAUGAAUUUAGAAACUGUUCAAGAGGAAUCUGUGCCAGAAGGUGACCAAGAAGGUGAAUUAGAAGAAGAUGAUGACGAGGAAAAUGGACAAGAUGAUGAGGAGGAAGAAGGCGAGGAGGAAAUAGAUGGCGAUGAAGAGGAUAACGAAGAAAAACAGUGCUCACGUGAACAACUUGAAGAGGGUGAGAUAUUAAAACAUGCCAACACUUUGACAGAUUGCAUUACCAAUCAAGAGCUUGAGGAUGAAAUGGAAGAAGAAAAUGCUGAAGAAGACCUUAAUGAAGACGAACCUGAAGAAGAUGAAGAAGAAGGGGAAGGUGAUGAGGAAGAAGAAGAUGGAGAGGAGGAGGAAGAUGAAGAUAAUGACUGUGAAACCCAAACCGUUUUAAGUGAACAAACUGUGAUUGAUAAAACUUCUUUAGAUGUUUCAAAUAAUAAUAGCCUCUUAAAUACUAACAAUACUCUCAAUUUCUACCAAAUGCCAAAUUCACAAAAUCAAACUAUAAAACAACAUCAUUUCACCAAUAUUCAAAAUAUUGUGUCACCUAGUCAAACUGCUAUUUCGAAUAAGUUUUCCUUUAGUAAUUUAAAAAAUUCAACACAAGUUACCCUUAACCCACAAAACACUCAGCAGAAUCUCUUUAAACAGCAGCAACAGCAGUCCUCGGUUAGAACCCCUAUUAAACUUAUACCCACUGCUCAAGAAUCUCCAGUUUCCUCUAGCACUUUGGGAGGACCACGUUCCACACCCGAUCUACAACGCAAAACACCAGAUAAUACCAAAAAACCCGAGCAAGUGGGAGCUAUAUCCACAAGCAAUGAAAGUCCAAAACCUUGUCCUGCUUCGCCGGCUGGUUCAAUAGAAUCAAGCAGUACCAAAAUAUCAAACUCCAAGGCAGCGCCUUCCCCCUUACCCUCACCUAUUACAACGCUUCAUUUGAAGCCCCAGCAACAAGGAUCUCUGCAAAAACAUCCUCAGCAAGUACGUAUUUUAAGGCAUAUAAAGAAUGCCGGUCAGAUACAACAAUUAACACAGCAGCAACCACAUCGGCUAGUAGCCACUAAUACUUCAAGAGCUACUGUCACCACCAUCGCUGGCAGUAGAGGAGCAGCCACCACCACUACUACCACCUCCUCAUCAGGACAGCGUAUUAAUCCUACAGCACCACCCACUGUAAAUCAGAAAAUACAGGCAACUGUGCAAAAAGUAACCGCCAAUAGCACCACUAGCAUACCUAUCAGUCAACUGCAGCUGCAGCCAUUGCUAAGGUCCAACGAUAAUACAGGAAAUUCUCAAAUUAUUAUGACUUCCACUGGUCAACUUAUAGUUAUGCCGUCCUCGAAUAAUAAACCACACAUACAACAACAGCAGCAAGUGAUAAUUGCUAGUGGCAAUGCGACAACAACUACACAAUCACAUGCAACAACAAAUGUAAUUAUACAACAACAGGGCACUCAACAAAUGGAUGUCUUAAACAAUACAGGACAAUUGGCGACUGCUACACUGCAGCAGCAAUCCAACGGUGGCUACAUCGUCUCACAAACUGCAAACACGCAAGCUUCUACUACACAACUACAACCCACUACAGUCAUUUUGAAUUCGGGACAAAAUCUAAUUACUAACAAUGGUACCAAAGUUCUAACAAAUACCGGCAACAUAAUACACACAGCCGGUGCACAACCCAUAAUUACAACAGCAAAUCAAUUGCUUACCACACCAUCAAAUACAGGCAAUGCCACAAAUGUGUUGGGCCAACAGACAGUGGUAUUGAAUGCUCUACCUAAUGGGGGCUAUGUUAUACAGCAACAACAACCACAAGUUACACAAGCGGCAACACAACCUCAGCAGCAACAAUUUACCACCUUGGACAGUCAAGUAGUACAACAUUUGGUGCAACAACCGGACGGACGUAUUAUAAUAACAUCUCAAAGUGAUCCUAAAAGAAGACCUAAGAAACGAAAGACAUCCCCUGUACCCACGGCCAAUUCUACAAAUAUUACUACACAAAUAUCGCCUACAAUACCAAAUCAAACUGCUGCAUUACUGCAGCAGCAUGUAGCAAAUUUGCAAGCUGCUACCCCUGCAGCUCAAGCAACAAAUCAACCGCAAGUAGUGCAACUUACCACAGCACCAGCUGUAAAUGCAGCUACUACAGCCACUUAUCCGCAGCAGUUCCAAUUGGGUAAUGGCAUACAGGGUAUAGUGGUCAACAAACCGGCCUCAACAACCACAACUACACAACCUCAACAGAUUUUACUGCAAAAUGGUCAAAUAAUACAGCCAAUGAAUUUAAUAGGUCAACAAUUGAUUUUACCCUCCGGUUUAGUUAUGGCUCCCGAUACUACGCUCUUGCAAAUACAAAAUGUUGGUUCCUGUGGACCAACCACCAAUAUACUCACUACUACACCACAAGGAACUAUGAUGUUGAGAGCAACUUCUCCACAAACCAAUAAACAAUUUAUACAAUCCACCACUACAGGGCAGCAAUUCAUUGUCGGCAGUAAUGGCCAACUUAGUCCAAUUGGUCAGAUAUAUUCUACACCCAUGGGUUUGGUAAUGCCAGCCAGUACCCAACAUAAUCCAACAGCUACGGCAACUUUUGUACAGCAAAAUGCCACCAUACAAGUACAACAGCCACAUCAUCAAGUCUCUACGCCUCAGCAUAUAACACUGCAGGCCCUGCAGCAACAUCAACAAAAUCAACUUAAUCAGCAACAACAGCAGCAGCAACAUCAUGUUGUUAGCAAUCAAGUGGGUAUUGUUUUGGAAACGGCUACAUCCUCUACCACUUCACCCAAUGCCCAGUUGGCUAAUUCUCGUUCAGCGGCUGCUAGUCCUCCGGAUACUACAACUCAUAGUCCUAGAAGUCCUGAGCGACCACCAAGUCAUCGCAGUGGUGGUAGUGAUAUGGUUCAGUGUGUUUCCAGUUCGGAACCAGAUGGUGGUACAGUCUCUCCGCUAAGCACUGACAGUCGCCAAUCGCCUUCGACUACAGUUUGUGAAAAAGGCAUCGUUAUGUCAACCGCAUAUCAAAAUACAAAUAUUUAUAAACCAACGGAAGCGAAAAUACGUCGUGUACAAACACCACCUCAAUAUCAGGUUGUGGGUGGUGGUGUUGGUUCUGCUUCAAAUAAUGGUGGCACAGCAGCGACUGCCACACAUAUUACUGGCUUAACAAACUUGACUCUACAGCAGCAGCAACAUAAUACAGUAAAUAAUCCACAGCAUCAUCAGGCGGAUAAUGGUGGCAGUAAUAAACCUGAUACUCAUGAUUCACCACAAAAUUCUCCCACUACAACGCUUAUGAUAACACCACCUCCGCCUCGUACACCCACGCCACAGCAACAACUAUAUCAGAUUGAUUACCAGCAGCAGCAAUUGAAAACACCUUCCAAAAAUCCUAAUGCCAGAAAUCGUAAUCGUUGUCUUAAGACCUCACCACGUGUUGUUGUUAACAAAUCUUUAGAAAUGGUGGAUAAUACGCCAGUGUCACCCUCUUCGUCUUCACCACCUUUGGCAGCCAGUUUACAACGUACUUUCUCGGUGGGUGAAUUAAUAUGGGGACCAGCUCGUGGUUUCCCUGCGUGGCCCGGUAAAGUUGUUAAGAUUCUCGACAAUCAAUCAGAAUCAGUUUGGGUUCAAUGGUUUGGCGGUGGUGGUCGUUCAAAUACAGAAAUUAUGGCCAUACAUUUAUUACAAAGUCUUUCCGAAGGUCUGGAAGCUCAUCAUAAGGCGCAAAAGGAUACAAGAAAGAGCCGAAAAUUAAAUUCCCAACUCGAAAAAGCUAUACAAGAAGCAAUGACCGAAUUGGAUCGUAUUUCAGCUUCAUCAACCACAACAACAACCACGCCAGCUGGUUCGGCCAAGCAAAUACAACAACCCACAUCAUCUACACCCCAUCAAAAUAGUCCCAAUCGUGCUAAUAAACGUCCCAUACCACGUACAGGUGGUUAUGAUUUGAUUGCCGGCUUAAAUAACAAUACCUCAUCGAAUAUUAUUUCAACAACAACGGGUUCAUCACAGCCCAGACACAAACCUAUACGCAUAGCACCAGCUCCACCAGGUGGCGCUGCCAACAACUCACCCACAAAAUCUUCAACAAAUGUUAAUCAAAUUAACACAUCAUCAGCGGCUUCAGCCGCCAAAUGACAUACUGCUCCCAAGGAUUUGAAUAAACCAGUGGUAAGUUCAAGUUCUAUAACAAAUACAACAACAUCAACUACAACAACCGUUAAUAAUGGUAAUCCACAGUUUUCGUGGUCCAUGCAGGGUUAUACUUUAGUAAUACAAAGGAAUUAAACAUAAUCGUGGUAAAAGUUUUGAUGUUGUUGCUAUAAUUUUAUGUGUAGCUAAGUAAUAGCAAGUAACUCGUAUUUGAAUCAUAACAUAACCUUUUUACUACUAAAUUUUUAUCUGAUAAAUAUAUACAACUUAUAAGUAUGUAUAUAUUUUUACUAAAUAUUAACAAGCUUAAGAACUAACAAAAGAAAAUAAAUUUAGUAGUUGAAAAAAUAAUUAAAUUUUGAUUUAGAACAUCUUAAAUCGACUUAAGUUAAUUGUUAUGAUUUUGUAUUUUCUAUUAAUUAAGUCUAACGGUUCUAGAGUUGAACUAAACAGAGAAACGAGAUCAAUUGUGGUAAUGGAAUUUGAUUAUAUGGGUCUUUUUAGGUCCCAGCAACAUAUACUUCUAUGUUUUGUAAUCUAGAAUUGAACCGAAUUUGUUUAUAUCAACAUGUAUUAUGAAAAAACCUUUGGAAAACUUUUGACAAAAAAUUUAGCUACCAUCAUAAAAAUCGAUUAUAGUAAAAAUCGAAAAUUCGCGGGUCGUUUUGAUAGAAAAACCUUCCCCACUAAAUAUCUGACUUUCCGUAUAACUUAUGAAAUAAAAUUUGGGCUAAAAAGUCUCUUUGAUACUUUCAGUUUUUUUACCUGGAAAGGUUGAGAAGUUUUAGGUCGGCUUUAAGCAGUGGUCCAAUUGGUCUAAAAUUUAUAGUUUCAAAUUUUUAAAAUGAUUUUUGAUAGUUAGGUUGGUAGCUGGCCAAAAUUUGGUAGGAUUAUCUGAUCUGAUUUUGUACUCUUACAUGUAAUUUUAUAAAAAUCGAGGAUUACAUUGAUUUUGUGAUUCCGUUUGUUGGGUAGUGGGUAUUUUUAUUAAGACGUCCGUCUGUUUAAAGUACGAUAGUAGUCCGAAAGAAAGCACUAGACUGAACAUUUUUUAAUAUAUAAUAUGAAUUGAUUGAUAUUGUUUUUUUUUAUCCUUCACCUUCGUGAGAAGGGUAUAUAUAAGUUUGUCAUUCCGUUUGUAAUUUCUAUAAUAUAAUUUUCCAACCCUACAAAGUAUAUAUAUUUCGAGUCCUUAUAGAUAGCGGAGUCGAUUAACCUAUGUCCGUCUGUCUGUCUGUAUGCUUGUUGAAACCAAUUUUUCGAAGACCCCAGAUAUCCUUGGGAUCCAAAUCUUCAACAAUUCUUUCUGGACUUUUGGUACUUUCAAAAGGUACUUUUUGAAUUUUCUAUACUAUUGAACCUAUUAAUUGUGUAGAACCCGGAUUGAGUGAGAACCCAUAAAAGGCGACUUUUUGGUAUUUUUUCGUUCUUCGAAAUGUACUUUAUGAAUCUUCCAUAAUAUUGAGCCUAGAAACUUGAAAUUAAGUAUGUAAAGCCCGGAUUAAGUAAGAACCCAUAAAAUGGGACUUUUUGGUACUUUUUCCUUCUUCAAAAGGUACUUUUUACCAUUGAACAUUGAAACAUGAAAUUAAGUAAGCGAGAACAUAUAAAAGAGGACUUUUUAGUACUUUUUCCUUCUU